CUCGCCUCUCAUCUCCCUCUCUCUGGCGAUUAGGGUUGCCCCCACGCCGCCGCCAGGGGCUGACCACCGGCCUGGUUCCUCGUCCCGGCCGGUGCGCCGCCGAAUGCCUCCACCCCCAUCCUCCUACAUCCCCCAUCCGCCCUAAGAAGCUCUCCACUCCGCCGCCAGGAGCACUUCUGCUGCCCUUGCCGCUGCAAAUCAGGGGAGAUGACGACCCGCUAGCCACCACAGUCGGUCGCCUCCAUCCCCCCAUCCGUCGGACGAGCUUCUCCACCCAUCCGAGCUGCCCCACCGCAAACUAGCUCGCUGAAGCAAAUAGCAAAGGAAGAGUGGCGCCACCGGUGACUCUAGACCUCCCCAUCCCCGACAGCAACCAAAUAUUUGAGUGGAGUGGAGGGAGGAGAUAAGGGGAGGUAGAUAGGCGAUGAGUCCAGUUGAGAUUCCCCACUGGUUUGAUCAUGUUCCCAACUCAGUGUGUGUGGAUGGAAAGAGGCUGCGGCAAUCUGCAAUGCCUGUUGACCCCAUGUCCAAGGUGCUCGACGAUGAUAACCUUCUCAUCGAGAUCCUCCUGCUAAUCGGCUACCCCACCACCCUCAUCUGCGCUGCUCUCAUCUGCAAACGUUGGUUCUGUCAUGCCUCUGACCCUGCCUUCCUCUGCCGCUUCCGCAAGCUCCACCCUCCCCGCCUCCUUGGCGUAUAUUUCAAGACCAGGGCGAGCCACUCACGCUUUGUGCCGAUGCUACCACAGCCCCCAGAGAAUGAUGCAGUCAUCAGCUGCGCAAGCUCCGUGGAUGCACAUAAACUCAUGUUGGAUGACUAGAAUGACAUCAUCUUCACCAAAACAUUUAACAACUGCGAUGAAGAACCCGGAUGAAUACAUAUAGUGCGCAACCCGCUCUGCCCUGCAAGAGGCAUGGUUAUCGUACCGCCAUUCCCAUGCUACGGACACCAGGACGGCUAUUUCUACGAGUUCUGUAAACUCCUAUUCGAAGAAGAAGGUGACGGCUUGUCAUACUUCUAUGUGCAGAGUGAACUUUCUAAUGAUGGAAGAAAAUCUACCGUGUAUAUGUAUAUGUUGCAAGAUGGUGUUUGGUGCUUGCAUACCUCACCAACGACACAGCUUCCUUGUCGGCCACAGAUACUGACUUCUUUGCUUGUUGACAAUAAAAUCUACAUGGCGGCCACCCAAACUGAAAUUCUUGUGUUGGAUUUGACAGCCUCAAGUUUCUCCACAUUUCAGGUCCCACAAGGGUUGGUUAUUGGUUACAAACGAACCAUGUUGUCAUGGGGAUAUGAUAAUUCUGGUGUGUAUCUCAUUCAUUUGAACGGGCUUCAGCUUUGCAUCUGGCUACGCACAGGAGACAACUGGUUGCUGGUGGAUACCAUUUGCUUGCGUGAGAUGUAUGCUAAAUUGACGAUGCCUGAUCUUACAAAUUGGGUGUGGAUAAAUCAGGUGGGGGUAAAUGCUGAGUUUGUUUUCUUGAGGAUGGGUCGAUGCCUAGUCUAUGUGGGUAUCAAGUGCAGGAAGUUGUGUAAAGUGUAUGAGAUGACAAGCGAGGAUCGAUGAUUGGGUCGUGUCCAUCCUUGUAUGAUGAUUUGGCCUCCCACAUUCCAUGCGCUCAAGGAUGGUCCUGCAAGGUUUGUCUUUUGGCCUUUGGGUGAUGUUAUUGUAUUUUGUUUUUGUGUGGUCGCA
Molecule: messenger RNA, 1693 nt
Organism: Triticum dicoccoides
Lineage: Eukaryota; Viridiplantae; Streptophyta; Magnoliopsida; Poales; Poaceae
Exons: 4
Coding region: 425-820 (131 amino acids)
Molecular function (GO): protein binding
Source: RefSeq, a predicted model, not a curated record